Branchiostoma belcheri (Belcher's lancelet) is the source of this 1191-nucleotide messenger RNA. RefSeq lists its product as uncharacterized. The record is from RefSeq and is a predicted model, not a curated record. Lineage: Eukaryota; Metazoa; Chordata; Leptocardii; Amphioxiformes; Branchiostomatidae. Gene Ontology annotation, cellular component: membrane. Bases 111 to 782 code for a protein of 223 amino acids. The transcript is spliced from 6 exons.
GUUAAAAGUCAAGGCAGCCAUAGUCUUUUGCAGGUGCCAGCCAGAUUCCCAACUUUUCGGGGUGCGUCACUCGCGACUUCAAGCCAGGACUGAUUUACCGUACGUAAACCAUGGCGUACAACGGAAAGUGCAUGCGCCGCAUGGGCUGGAACCUUGUGGUGAUGGGGUUUCUCAGCAUCACCCUGGGUAUAGCAGCCGAUGCCACGUUUGCCUCCAUGGGCGAUAACUGGGAGACCUUCCACUACAUCAGUGCUCCCAUUUGGAAUGGUGUUUUCGUUGUCAUAACUGGUAUCUUGGCGAUUAACAGUGGAAACAGACCAACAAGCAAGGAUCUGAUGAUUGCAGUAAUGGUACUCGGGAUCUGCACAAUCUUAACUGCGUUAUGCUGCUUCUCGCUGGCCAUUGUUGGAUCCAUUUAUUCUUCUUAUGAUUACGAUUAUGAUGAUGGAUGCAACGACUUCAAUGGUUACUGUGCACCCUUUCCCCUAUAUGUGGUGAACGCUCUGCUGACUCUGCCCGAGGUCGUCAUGGCCUUCGCAGCUGCCAUCAUGCCUUGUUGCGGACUGGCAAACAACCCCAACGGUUUGCCCGUGUUUGGGUACAACCAGCUGCAGGAUCAGGAAGGACCUGACAUAGCACCAUGGCACUAUGGCACUAUGGAUCCGCCCCCUUACAUGCCACGUGCACAGUCCACCAUUGGGGCAGCACCUGCUCAGCCACCUGCAGCUGGUCAGCCACCUUCAGGGCCACCUUCAGAGACCAUACCCAAGUCACCUACCUAGAGGUUGAAGUGAGCUAUAAAAGCUGAAAGCUUUUUUAUGACAAGAUGGUAUACAAAUUGUUGUUGCUAUUAAAUGGAUCUUUUACCCAUCACUUUUGCUUUUGUAUCAUAGGUGUGCUGUAUCGGCUUUUGUUCAUUUGGUAACAGUUUUGAAAAUUGUAUAGGAUCUAUUUAUUUGAGAAUGGCUGACAACAUUUAGCUAUCCUAUUCUGUCUUUUAGUAUAAUAUAAUGGGGUCAUUUUAGCAAACGUUUAUGAAUUGGUCAACAUUCAAAUCAGGAUGAUUUCUAAGAGACCACAUGUGGAAUUAUUUAGGACUAUGCAAGACCUCCAACAGCAAUAAGGAAAGGUUCUAUUUUGAGUGUGCAAACAGCUAGCUGCACUUGACAUGCUAUGUAUUUCUGCACACGU